GAGAAAGAGAGAGGGGGAGUGACUGAAGGGACACAAGCAUUAGCCACGGCCCAGGCAUCCAAAGAGGAACAGAGAGGGUGAGCAUCAGAGUGACUGAAUCACAGGCAACGCAGGGAACACUGAAGAACUGCCACCAAUUGGACAUAAGCAAGAGCAGGGAAACGAGCUGAGAUAAAGAUUGGUAGAAAUAAAUACAGUCAGCUACCAGCCCCAGUAGAAAGGCUCUACCUCGGCUACUAUGACAGGCAAAAACUGAAGCAUAUUUCUCUAGAUUUAUUUUCCUCAGGUUUUCAUUCCUCAUUGAGCAUCACAUACCUUGAAAAAUAUGCCUGAACAAAGCAACGAUUACAGGGUGGUAGUGUUUGGAGCAGGAGGAGUUGGAAAGAGUUCACUGGUCCUAAGGUUUGUUAAAGGCACUUUCAGAGACAGUUACAUCCCUACAAUUGAAGACACCUACAGGCAGGUGAUCAGCUGUGAUAAGAGCAUAUGCACUUUGCAGAUUACCGACACAACAGGGAGUCAUCAGUUUCCUGCCAUGCAGCGUUUGUCUAUUUCCAAAGGACAUGCUUUCAUUUUGGUCUAUUCUGUCACCAGCAGGCAGUCCUUGGAGGAACUCAAACCUAUCUAUGAACAGAUAUGUCAGAUCAAAGGGGACAUAGACAGCAUCCCAAUCAUGCUUGUAGGGAACAAGAAUGAUGAAGACCACAACCGAGAGGUGCAGACCAGUGAUGGAGAAGCCAUGGCCAAAAAAUGGAAGUGUGCCUUUAUGGAGACCUCUGCCAAGAUGAAUCACAAUGUGAAGGAGUUGUUCCAAGAGCUGCUGAACUUGGAAAAACGCAGGACUGUGAGUUUACAGAUUGAUGGCAAAAAAAGCAAGCAACAGAAAAGGAAAGAGAAGCUGAAAGGCAAAUGUGUCAUUAUGUGAAAAUAGCAUUAUCUCGGAGCAAUCAUCUAGACUCAUUCUUCUAACUGUACCACAUUUUAGACCUGUACACAAAGGCAAAACAUGUGAGACUGUUUUAUUAAUAGCUAUUUUGAAAAUAUACCAGAAUUAAGGAGUUGUAUGGAGUGAUAGUACUACAGCCCUCUCAAUCCUUUUAUAAAUUAGACAUUAACAACAAAAAUAGUUCAAACAACAAAUGGCAAUACCUAAUUUCAAGAUAAUAGAAAAUGAAACAUCCAUAACUAAGAACUCCCACCAGUUAUUGUCACCACCAUGUAAAGACUGGGGAUUAAUAAUUUUAAGAUUUAUGGUCAUGCUAUAUUGAAAAUUAUGAAAUAUGUAUUUAUUUACAAAAAUAUAUUUGGACGUAUAACUAAAUUUAGGAUUAAGUUAAAAUGUCUUUCCUGGAUUGCAAGUUGCUUCUUUUAUGCUAUUUUGUGCUCUAUUCCUCUUACACACAUCCCUUAUGAUGCUGAUGAACAACGUUUGAACUAAAGGGGGUGUUUCUUAACUUUGUGAUUUGCCUAGUGCACCAGAGGAACUGCUGGUUGUAUUCACAGGCCUCAGUGACUUCAUGCAGCACCAAAUAUUUUUCUGUUCCACUGAAAGCAUAAUCAGACUCCCUCCCCUUUGCAAAUAGUUCAAAUGUUGCUGAUUAGCAGUGCAGGAUAGCAUGAAAGUCAUCCAGUAUGAGGAUGCAAGGGGAGAGGAAACAUUUUUGACCAAAUGGUGAAAUUCGAAGGACAAGUUUCUGUAAAACCCAGCUUGCUAUAAAUAUUUCUUUAUUUUUAUUUUAUAAUACAGAAUGAGAAUAAUGACAUGCUGUUAUCCAACAGCUUAUAGUUCUUAUGGGUAUCAGCUGAAUUAGUAUAACGUACUUGGAAAAUUUUUCUCUAAUUUUUAUUCAUAGCAAACAUCAGUUUGACAAUGAAAAAUUGGAUAUUUUGUCUGAAGACAGAAAAAUUUGCUGUCACUCUCCAAGAAGCUAAUAGGAGCAGCCCCUGGGAAAAGAAAAAUAUGAUGAGACACAAGGUUUCCAAACUAAACCUUCCCAAAUGUUGGUUGUGGCAUCAGGGAGUAGCACAGGAUUGUCUGUACCUCAAAUGUAGACAGGUGUAGGUUCAGGAUGGGCAAUCUAUGGACCUAGUAUGAUUUGCAGAUCUUGAAUACACCAAAUGAAACCUCUGCGUGGGAGUACAUACUAAUGCUACAUGAGUCAAAACAGUUUUUUAAAAAACUCUAAAAACUGCAUUGCAAGGAGAAUGAGCUACUUUGAAGCAGAACAUAUUAACAUAUUGGCAAGUGUGAAUAUCAAAAGCUGGAAAAUGCAAUUAAGUGUCUAUGCAUGUUACAAUUUAAAUGUCAUGAAAAAGCUACUUAAAUGCAUUGUCCCCUUUUGAAUACAUACUGUUCACAAAGACUUCAAUGCUGUGAACCCUUUCAUCCCAGCAGCCUCUUACUUGAAUACAGGGGAAAUUGCAGACAAGCAUCUGCAAUAUAAGACCACAGGUCAUGCCUAUUUACCUUCCAUCCUCCAGACAGAAGAAGAAAGGAGAGACUUAAUGACUGAUAUACCGAAAGUGAAGACUGAAGCCCUUUGCAGAUAUUUGACCUUGAUGGAACAAAUGUGUGGGGAGGGUGUGACAUUAUAGCAGCAGGUUCCACCCCUGACCUACACACAUGAACUAGACCUGCACCAAAAAUGUCAAACAUUACUUUUCAAUCAUUUGUUGGGUGGUAGCAAAAUGAAUUGUUAAAAAAAAACACAACAGGGAAAGGCCUUUCUUUGCAGCUUCCUGCUAGCCACUAUUCCCAGAGUGUCUUGGGAUCAAUGUUAUGUCACAUCCUAUUGUUUCCAAGGCAUUAUGGGAAAUAUGGCGAGAGGGAAGUUGUUUAAGGCUUUCUCCACAACUUGUUGCCAGCCGUGUUUGCUGGUGAGACCCAGUAAAAUAAGCAGUAAAUAGUCUGAAGGAAAUUCUCUCUUUCCACACACACCCUCCCAGACAGCAGCAGAAAAUCAGCUCCUAUUUUCAUAAGGGAAAAUAUUUUCACGAACCUGGGGUAGAGUUUGGCCCAACCUUAAUUUGAACACCUGAAGAGAACAUAUGUGUGUAUGUUUAUAUGUGCUCAGCCUCUUUUCUGAUGUUCACACAAUCACAAAAUACAUUGUGGUGGAGUCCACUGCUGCCCUUUCUCCUAUGUGCAUUUGUUCAAGGUUAAAUGUCUAUAGAGGAUUACUGCUAUGUUCUAAAGAGUAGUGGAAUUGGUUUCAACACCCAUUUGCUGCAAUCUGAAGCAUUUGUUUUCAGGGCAGCAAAGUCUAUUGAAACUUCUUCCAUCACACUUAGAAUGUAUGGGUAGUAUCCAGUGGGUUUCUUCCUUCUGUCCUAAGGAAGGAAACCACUGGAUACAGCCCUAUGUGUUUCUUCUAGGGAUGGGUGAGAAAUUCAAUUCAGUACACAUUUCAAGCCAAAUCCAUCAAAUUCACACUUUCUGAAAUAAUAUGAGAACCGAAACACAGCUAUCCUUUGAAAUUUGCUCUUAUUUGAAUUUUGCAAUACAGUUCACCAAACAAACUAUGUUUACAAUGCAUAUGUUAGCGGAAAGGGUAAAUAAAAAUGAAUAUAUGAGUGAAAAUAAGAUAUAAAAAUGGAUUAUAUGACAAGAAAUUGCUUGCAAAAUGUGUACAAUUAUCAAAACUGCCUACAAAAAUGUGUUUAUUAGGAGAAAUUCACACUAAAAUGCUGAAGAAUUUUCAUGAAUAAUUUUUUUUAAAAAAGCCAAUUGCUGCAGAAAUAUGGAGAACUAAAUUUCAUAUUGGAAAAAUGAGAAACUGAGAGAACUGAAAUUGACAAAUCUUUCCAUCCCUGGUUUCUUCACAAAAAGAAUGUUCCCAAUGUCAUCACAUCAAAAGCAAGAUUACUUCUCAUAUUUGAUUUCCCCUUUGAUUUCACUGAAUCAGGAUGGCUCUUAGAAACAGACAUUUUUAAACUAUUUGCAAGCAUGAGCAGGUUAUUUGUAUAGUUUAAUACUGAGUGAGGUCUCUUUGCCACCACACCAAAGAAGACUUGUGACACCAAAAUGGAAUAAUGUUAUAUUUAUUAAAAUAUAACAAAUAAUUAAACCUUAGCCAAUUUCUGCCAAUUAACCGGAUUCAAACCACUUCAGGCAGGUGAGGACAAACCUAACUGUGAGAGAAUAUUCCCUGCAGUCCUCGGGGCAUGUCAGUCACCGCAGACUGUAACCCACCAGUCAAGGAUGUGAGAGAACUAGUCCCUCCUUGCUAGUAGAGCCAGGUAUGUGGUUCCAACCUCCACAGCCUGGCCCUGCCGUACAGGCGUUCACCAUGAUGCGCAAGUUGGUCCCACAAGGACACUCACCAGAUCCCCACCAGACUUUCAGCACUGAUGGUUCCCUAGUGAGUGCCCUUCACCAAAAUGCCUCAGUCUCCUGUUUUUUACCCCCUGCUUCCUCACCUGCUCGAAUUCCAUGCCAGCCAAAGCGAGACAACCUCAACCUCCCCCAAGGCCAAGUGAAUCAACCAAGCAGUAUGGAGUAGGCAAAAUGAAAGGGAUUCUGAAAUUCCUACUCAGCCCCAACUGGCGACUAGCAAAGCCCAUAAUGAAAAGGGAGUGAGGGUGGGUGCCGCAAGGCAAAAGAGGCAAGUCCCAAGGGAGGAGCGGGCUUUUAAACCCCACUCGGCCCUUCUUCCUAUUGGUUCUAUAAACCCCACCUGACCCCACUCAAAAUCUUUGGGAAUAUUCCCGAGUCUUCUAAAGAGUGGGGCGGCGGCGGCGGCAAACAUGCCCCCAUGCAAGGCUGGAACGCCAUUCUGUCAGAAAAUCCAACAGCAUUUAGCUGGGCAAUAAUUCAGCCACAUAAUUGGUUUGUUCUGUCUCUAAGCCAGUGCUUUUUUCCAUUUGGAACUCCAUUAAGGAAAGUGACAAACCAAAAGAAAUAAAUAUUAUUUGGAAUAUCUUGUAGCUGGAUGUUAAAAUCACAGGCUAUAUAUGGCAUUUGCUUACAUGCAGUGAAUGGGCAUCUUGAAUAGGAACCUAAGGGUUAACUUGUGAAAGAUGUCAGAACUGCAGGGGGAUCUACAUGUAGCUCUCUGUGGGCCUCCACUCAGUGCUUCAGCAGGAUGCUUUUCAUGUGAGUUGUUCUUCUUGUCCCAGGGUCUCUGUUUCAUUUAUUUAUUUUGAUUUUUUCUACCCACUUAACUUUCCAAAGAAACUCAAGGGCGCUGACAAAUUUGUAACCAAACAACCAAUGAAAGAAACAACAAUUCCUAAAUUCAACUCCAUCAUACAAUCAAAUAUUAACAUAAAACUCUUAAGAAGUUUUAUUUGCAGCAGGAACACAUGCAUGUUAUUUAAUGGCAAUGGGUACAUAUGAACUCUAAAGAAUCAUGCUGUGCAAAGCCUGCCAAUUCACGCAGGGCAGCAAUGGAAGUGUAUUUUGAACUGUUGAUAACUUAUUGUAGGACAAUUAUGUUUUUCUACCAUAUCUUUAACCAAAUGAACAAAUACUUGCCUUGUUUUAAAUUGGCUUCAAACAGGUGAUAUGCAGCCAGAAGGUAGAGUGUUCAGCAAUAUGCAGAGGUGAGGGUUUUGGACAGUGAUCCUUGCUGUGAGAAUUGGGGUGUUACAAACAUGCCCCUAAUUUUCAUCAUCAAAAUAUUGAAGAGUAUGUAACUAAGAGCAAAUCUGUGGUAUAUCUUCAUCCCAGAACAGCCAGUAAUAUAAUUAUUUUACAAAUGCACAGAAUCCCAAAGAGAAAGCUGUUACAACUCCUUCUUAACAUCACUGCAGUAUAUAUUAUAUAAUGUGUUUGGUUUGUCUAAUUCCCAAAUGCUGUCAGUGAUUGCAGUCCUAAUCCAUUUGCACCAAUGAAAUCUAAAGAAUAAAAUUUAAAUAUCUAACUUGCCUAGUACAAGCUAAAUUUCAGGCAUAUAAGGCUCUGCCAAACUAUGUGUUUUUAGAAAAUAACUUACAUGUGAGGAUAAUAGCUUUUUUUGUCCUUGUUGAUCUUGCUCUCAUAAUAUAAUAAGCCAUGAUUAUGUUUUAUGGCCUUGCAUUUGUAAGUGCAGGGCUAGUAUAGAAGCAAUAUUUAUCCCUGGAGCAGUAAUUCUAAGGAGGAUAUAUUUUAUGUUAUACCCUUCUGUUGUCCUUGUAAUUUAUAAUAGAUUUUACAUAUAUGUGUGUUUAUCAAAAUAUUUGUUUUGCUAUUACUGGUAUAAGGAUUUUUUUGAUAGAUGAAGGAAACUCUUAGGUAAAAAUUAGUUAUACAGCAUUAUUCUGUUUUGUGGCUUAUUUCCAAUUGUGAUGCUAAUAGACAUGAGAUGUUUGAAAAUGCUCACACACAAAAGAUGACAUGUUUAAAACUUUCAAGAAAUUUCAGCAUCAUGAAACAUAAUAUGGAUAAAUAUGCUGUUCACAAAGCAUGACUUUUAUAUAAGUGCAUAAGCUAAGAUAUAUAGUUAGCAUUCAGAUGUAUUUACUGUUGCAAUUUCAUUAUCCAAUACUUUAUUCAACCACCGUUAUCAUGUAAUUUGUGCCUACAUGUUUCUAUGUUUCCUGUGAAAUUCUGUAUGUAAGAUAUACAAAAUAAACAUUUUAAAUUACAAA
Messenger RNA from Rhineura floridana, 6570 nucleotides. RefSeq names its product DIRAS family GTPase 2 (gene DIRAS2). Gene Ontology annotation, cellular component: plasma membrane. Gene Ontology annotation, biological process: signal transduction. The coding region runs from base 326 to 925 and encodes 199 amino acids. NCBI's taxonomy places the organism in Eukaryota, Metazoa, Chordata, Lepidosauria, Squamata, Rhineuridae. The record is from RefSeq and is a predicted model, not a curated record. Gene Ontology annotation, molecular function: GDP binding; GTPase activity; GTP binding. The transcript is spliced from 2 exons.